Molecule: messenger RNA, 853 nt
Organism: Macaca mulatta (Rhesus monkey)
Lineage: Eukaryota; Metazoa; Chordata; Mammalia; Primates; Cercopithecidae
Source: RefSeq, a predicted model, not a curated record
AGUAUCCAACUAACCAAAACUUAAGAAGAGUGUGCACCGCCCUGUGGGUGUGUGUAUGUGCUGCUUUGAACCUAUAGGUGAGAUCCAGAGAAUUGGGAGUGACAUCAUCUGUAACAAUAAAAGAGCCUCUCUUGUGAAGAUGAUACCUGCAAAAGACAUGGCUAAAGUAAUGAUUGUCAUGUUGGCAAUUUGCUUUCUUACAAAAUCAGAUGGGAAAUCUGUUAAGAAGAGAUCUGUGAGUGAAAUACAGCUUAUGCAUAACCUGGGAAAACAUCUGAACUCGAUGGAGAGAGUAGAAUGGCUGCGUAAGAAGCUGCAGGAUGUGCACAAUUUUAUUGCCCUUGGAGCUCCUCUAGCUCCCAGAGAUGCUGGUUCCCAGAGGCCCCGAAAAAAGGAAGACAAUAUCUUGGUAGAGAGCCAUGAAAAAAGUCUUGGAGAGGCAGACAAAGCUGAUGUGGAUGUAUUAACUAAAGCUAAAUCCCAAUGAAAAUGAAAAUAGAUAUGGUCAGAGUUCUGCUCUAGACAGUGUAGGGCAACAAUACAUGCUGCUAAUUUUUCAAAGCUCUAUUAAGAUUUCCAAGUACCAAUAUCUCUGAUAUAACAAACUACAUAUAAUCCAUCACUAGCCAUGAUAGCUGCAAUUUUAAUUGAUUAUUUUGAUUCUACUUUUAUGCAUUUAAGAGUUAUUUUAAUUAUUCUUUUCUAUAGUUUAUUCUUUUUAAAGUAUGUUAUUGCAUAAUUUAUAAAAGAAUAAAAUUGCACUUUUAAACCUCUCUUCUACCUUAAAAUGUAAAACAAAAAUGUAAUGAUCAUAAGUCUAAAUAAAUGAAGUAUUUCUCACUCAUUGCAAGUA